GCGCGCAGGGGCGGCCGCCGGGCGGGCAAGGAGCGGCGGAGCGGGGCGGCCCCCCCGGUGCACCGCGCCGGAGCGCCGCGGGAGGAGGAGGAGGAGGAAGAGGAGGAAGGAGGAUGGCCGCGGCGGCGGGGCAGCGCCGGGGCACCGCGCUGCUGACCCUCGCCCUGGGGCUCCUCGCCGCCGCCGCGCAGGUUUGCGGAGACCAAAACCAAGGAGCAGUUUUCCUACGUGAAUUUACAUUGAUUCGGAGAGAAAGCCUUCAUGAUGACUUCCUGUCUGAUUUGCUGAAUAACCACAAAACAGAAGAUCCGAGCUCCAGAACAGCUCGCUCAGAGGAAGACCGAGACUCACUGUGGGAUGCCUGGGGUUCAUGGAGUGAAUGUUCACGUACUUGUGGAGGAGGGGCUUCAUAUUCACUGAGACGCUGCCUGAGCAGCAAGACCUGUGAAGGGCGAAACAUCCGAUACAGGACAUGCAGCAAUGUGGACUGUCCUCCAGAAGCAGGUGAUUUUCGUGCUCAGCAGUGCUCGGCUCACAAUGAUGUCAAGUACCAGGGGCAGUUUUAUGAGUGGCUUCCUGUCUCUAAUGAUCCCGACAACCCGUGCUCGCUGAAGUGCCAAGCCAGAGGGGCAGCUUUGGUUGUAGAGCUGGCACCAAAGGUUCUGGAUGGGACCCGGUGCUACACUGAAUCCUUGGACAUGUGCAUCAGCGGUUUGUGCCAAAUUGUUGGCUGUGACCGCCAGCUGGGAAGCGCUGUCAAGGAAGAUAACUGUGGGGUCUGCAAUGGCGAUGGGUCCACCUGCCGUCUGGUUCGAGGCCAGUAUAAGUCCCAGCUCUCAGCAAAUAAACGUUUAAGGGCACACUUGCUUCAGAUCCCCAUCACAUUGGAUGAUACAGUGGUUGCUAUUCCCUAUGGAAGCAGGCAUGUUCGCCUCGUGCUGAAAGGACCUGAUCAUUUAUAUUUGGAAACCAAGACUCUCCAAGGUGUAAAGGGUGAAAACAACCUCAGUUCCACAGGUUCCUUCAUUGUGGACAAUUCUAGCAUCGACUUCCAGACGUUUCCUGACAAGGAGAUACUGAGAAUAUCUGGGCCUCUCACUGCAGACUUCACCGUCAAGAUCCGUUAUGCUGGUGCUGCUGACAGUUCAGUCCAGUUUAUGUUCUAUCAGCCUAUCAUUCACCGAUGGAGGGAAACUGAUUUUUUCCCUUGUUCAGCAUCCUGUGGAGGAGGUUAUCAACUGACUUCUGCUGAAUGCUUUGAUCUGAGAAGCAACCGGAUAGUAGCAGAUCAAUACUGUCACUAUUACCCUGAAAAUAUCAAGCCAAAGCCAAAACUUCAGGAGUGUAAUUUGGAUCCUUGUCCUGCAAGUGAUGGAUACAAGCAGAUCAUGCCCUAUGACCUCUACCAUCCCCUUCCUCGGUGGGAAAGUACACCCUGGACUGCCUGUUCCUCCUCCUGUGGAGGGGGCAUUCAAAGCCGCAGUGUCUCAUGUGUGGAGGAAGACAUUCAAGGGCAUAUUAGCCCUGUGGAAGAAUGGAAAUGCAUGUAUACUCCGAAGAUGCCUGUUGUCCAACCUUGCAAUAUAUUUGACUGCCCAAAGUGGCUUGCUCAGGAGUGGUCACCGUGCACUGUGACCUGUGGGCAAGGGCUCAGAUACCGUGUGGUUCUUUGCAUUGAUCACAGAGGGAUGCAUACAGGAGGCUGUAGCUCUAAAACAAAGCCACACAUAAAAGAAGAAUGCAUUGUACCCACUCCUUGCUACAAACCCAAAGAGAAACUUCCUGUGGAAGCAAAGUUGCCAUGGUACAAACAGGCUCAAGAGCUCGAAGAAGGAGCAGUGGUGUCUGAAGAACCAUCGUUUAUUCCUGAGGCUUGGUCCUCCUGUAGUGUCACCUGUGGAGUGGGCAGCCAGGUGCGGCUUGUGAAAUGUCAAGUGCUCCUGUCUUUCUCUCAGUCUGUCGCUGACUUGCCCAUUGAUGAAUGUGAAGGUCCAAAACCUGUGUCUCAGAGAGCCUGUUACAGUGGCCCUUGCAGUGGAGAGGCAACUGAAUAUACCCCAGAGGAAACCGACCUGCUCUAUGGCAGCUUGCAGGAAUUUGAUGAGCUCUAUGACUGGGAAUAUGAGGGCUUUACAGAGUGCUCAGAGUCCUGUGGAGGAGGUGUCCAGGAGGCUGUGGUGACCUGCCUGAACAAGCAAACCAGGGAGACUGCAGAUGAAACAUUGUGCAUAAUGAGCCGCCGUCCUCCACAGCUGCUGAAAGCCUGUAGCCUGGAUCCCUGCCCCCCAAGAUGGGAGAUUGGGAAAUGGAGCACCUGCAGUCUUACCUGUGGGGUUGGAUUGCAGACACGAGAUGUCUUCUGUUCUCACCUAUUAUCAAGAGAAACUAAUGAGACCGUGAUCUUGGCAGAUGAAUUGUGCCAUAAACCUAAGCCAUCUCUCGUGCAAGCCUGUAAUCGCUUUGACUGCCCACCCUCCUGGUAUCCUACAGAAUGGCAAGAGGUGGAGACAGAGGAUGUGUGCUGCAUUUCACUGCUGUGGAUUAACUAAGGUCCUCUACACUUCGCAGGAAGGACAGCUGUAUAUUCAGAUCCUCAUUAUGUGGCCACUGAAUAGUUCUUGUGACUCCCUUUUACCAGGAGAAAAUGACAUAAACAAUGCACUUCUCUACAUGUAGUCAUCUGCCUCUGUUGAGAACAGUA
Messenger RNA from Cygnus atratus (black swan), 2701 nucleotides. Its product is annotated as ADAMTS-like protein 1. Gene Ontology annotation, molecular function: metalloendopeptidase activity. Gene Ontology annotation, biological process: extracellular matrix organization. The transcript has 19 exons. Lineage: Eukaryota; Metazoa; Chordata; Aves; Anseriformes; Anatidae. Bases 114 to 2549 code for a protein of 811 amino acids. Gene Ontology annotation, cellular component: extracellular matrix. The record is from RefSeq and is a predicted model, not a curated record.